Molecule: messenger RNA, 2000 nt
Organism: Helianthus annuus (common sunflower)
Lineage: Eukaryota; Viridiplantae; Streptophyta; Magnoliopsida; Asterales; Asteraceae
Product: cysteine-rich receptor-like protein kinase 2
Exons: 8
Coding region: 15-1871 (618 amino acids)
Biological process (GO): protein phosphorylation
Molecular function (GO): ATP binding; protein kinase activity
Source: RefSeq, a predicted model, not a curated record
GGAGUUAGGGGAGAAUGUGGAUGUCAACUAUAGUGGUGGUUGUGAUCGUAUUGGUGGUAACGGGGCUCGGUGUUGCACAGCCGAGCACCCAAACCACCAAUACGCCCCUUAAAUAUUACUGUGGCAGUUACUAUCCGAUGUCCACAACAGUUUUUUUCACGAACCGUAACUCUACAUAUUCUCAACUCAGAAGUCAGUUGUCGAAGACAGGUGUAUAUUAUGCCCGAGCCGAGGACAUGGUGAACGGGGAUGCAGUAUAUGGAGUUGCCCAGUGCCGGAAUUACCUCGCAUCGAGUGAGUGUUUGGCUUGCUUUGAUGUGGCUGUAUCCGCCCUUGAACCCUGUGGUUCUGCCAAUGGCGCCCAUGUAUUUCUGGAUAACUGCUACCUCAGAUUUGAGAACUACGAUCAGUUCUACAAUGAUCCGCAAGGUGAUUUGGAUGUUGAUGUCACUGAAAUAUGUGGUAAUGAGUCAACAUCUCAGCCAGUAAAAUCCUUCAACCAAGUAGUGAAAGAACUAUUAUCAGAUAUCAGUGUUGCUACCCCAAGAACUCCCGAUGUCUACAUUGCAUCAACAAGGCAAUUGACUAGUGGCGUAAAUGCAACAGUCUAUGCGAUUGCGCAGUGUGUUGAGAAUGCAAGCCAGGCCAUUUGCAAGAACUGCUUGAGUCAAGCAUAUAACAAGUUGUACAGUUGUGUGCCUGCUAGUGAAGGAAGAGCCAUCAAUGUGGAAUGUUUUAUGAGGUAUUCUGAGUUUCCAUUUUUUCAGAAUAACCAGACAAUCAAUCUCGUACCUUUCCUAGGUACAGGGCAUUCAAGUAAAUCUCGAACAAUCAUAGGAGUAAGCAGCAGUGUAGGUCUUAUCUUCCUUAUCCUUGCUUUAUUCUUGUCGUUCCGUCGAUGGAUAAAGUCCAAGGCUGUUGGAAAAGGCACACGAUGUUACAGUUACCAAGAUUUGAAACUAGCAACAAAUAAUUUUAGUGACGAGUAUCUAAUAGGAAGAGGAGGUUUUGCCCAAGUGUUCAAGGCCACUAUAGAAGGCGGGAUUGCAGUGGCAGUCAAGAAAAUCAAUGUUGGGUCUAGGGCGAAAAAGGAUUUUGAAAAUGAGGUUAAUCUUAUCAGUAAUGUUCGCCACCGCAAUCUUAUCCUACAAUUGGGAUGGUGUAUUCAUGGGACUAGGCUACUUCUUGUGCUAGAAUACAUGCCCCAUGGAAGCCUAGACAAGUUUUUGUGGGGUGAAAAAAAGGGAACUUUGAAUUGGAAACAAAGGUGUGACAUUAUCUUGGGGAUUGCAAGGGGACUUGUCCAUCUACAUAGCGAAUCUCAUGUCAAAAUCGUUCACAGAGAUAUAAAGUCAAGCAACAUUCUUCUUGACGAUGAUUUCCAACCAAAAAUUGCGGAUUUCGGGUUGGCUAGGCUCUAUCUUGAGGACCAAACACAUGUUAGUACCCGGUUUGCUGGGACUAUGGGCUACACAUCACCAGAAUAUGCAACUCGUGGACACUUAUCUGAAAAAGUAGACACUUACAGCUUUGGUAUCGUAGCCCUUGAAGUCAUUAGUGGUCAGAGUUGUAGUGAUGUGAAGUACAGUGGACCGCGAAUGGAGUAUCUCCUCGAACAUGCAUGGCAAUUGUACGAGAAAGGCAUACAUAACAAGUUGGUUGAUGAAGCUAUAGAUCCAAAUGAAUAUCUAGAAGAAAAUGUGAUGAAUAUUAUAGAGAUUGCUCUAAUGUGCACUCAGUUAGCUGCUUUAAGGCCAACCAUGUCUGAAGUUUACUUAAUGUUGUCCAGUGAGCCAAAAUUGGAGCAAAGACAGAUGUCCAACCCUACCUUCAUUGAUGCUCAUAGAAGAAUUUACAAAGUUGGAAGUUGAGAAUGAGCGUCACAUAUAUGAGCCCAAACUAUACUUUUAGUUCUCUCUGCUUGCUUGAGUAUGCACAAUCUUUUUAUUUGAAAAAAUUGAAACAAAAUUGUUAAUAGAUCACACAAUGUUAAUAGAUCA